AUGGCUGAUCAAGGCUCCAAUUUAGGUCGACACACUGGAGGCAAGACUUCGAAUUUAACAACUGGCUCAUACGAUACUGAGGACGAUUAUGCAGACUUUUUGAGUCCCCGGGACGUUGAGCGAUCCACUUCUGAUGAAUCUGAUGAGAGCAUGAACACUUUUCAAUACCCUUCCGAUAGCAGUGGUGAUUCAGCCGAUGAAGGAAACAGGGAGGAUCACAUGAGCCUGGAUGAUAAUGACCAUCAUGGUGGUGAUAAUCACGAUGAACAGGACCACGACUCGCUUGUAUCAUCUCUUUGUGCGCGUAUUACCAAGUUAUUGCAAGCCAUGAAGAUUUCAAAGGAUCGUUAA
Molecule: messenger RNA, 351 nt
Organism: Lichtheimia ornata
Lineage: Eukaryota; Fungi; Mucoromycota; Mucoromycetes; Mucorales; Lichtheimiaceae
Exons: 2
Coding region: 1-351 (116 amino acids)
Source: RefSeq, a predicted model, not a curated record